AUAACCUCUUUUUUUCUUGAAGUACGUGUUAUUACAGUACACGAAAUGAAAGGUACAAAAGCGAAAGGCUAACUGCAAUUUUAUAAUUUUGUUAUACUGCACUCGCUGUUAUAGCCUUGAUGUUAUUUUUUGAAUGAAAGUGUAAUCUCUGUGUUCUGCUUUUAAUUAUGGCCGAUUCACAACAAUUACUACUCCAGCAAAUUAAAGAACAAGGUGAACUAGUAAGAAAAUUGAAGGCUGCAAAGGAAUCGAGCGAAAAGGCCUGCGUGUCCAACAAAGGCAGUCCACGAAAUCAGUACGAUUUAGCUGAAAUCGACACCCAUUUUUCACAACACAGUUACAUUUGCGGCUAUACGCCUAGCAAUUGCGAUGUGAUACUUGCUAAAGACUUAGACAAAAUAGAUUUUCGAAAAUACAUAUAUAUCCGGAGGUGGUGGAACCAUAUGCGAAGUUUCAGCAUAGCUGAAGUAUCACAAUUCCCUAUUGUUCAACCUCCUGAUGUUAUGAACUCAAAACCAAAAGGCGUUACUUUAUCUAUUGAAGUACAGAUAAAGAAAGAGGUAGCAAAGCUAUUAGCCCUUAAAGCCCAGCUCGCUCCAGAAGAUGCUGCCCCACAGAAGUUCACCCUCAAAACGCCAAAGGGAACACGGGAUUACACUCCACAGCAAAUGACCAUAAGAAAUGAGGUUUUGCAGAAGAUAAUAACGGUUUUCAAGCGGCAUGGCGCUGAAUGUAUUGACACACCUGUUUUUGAAUUGAAGGAAGUAUUAACAGGCAAAUACGGCGAGGACUCCAAACUGAUCUACGACCUAAAAGACCAAGGGGGCGAGAUCCUCUCGCUGCGGUACGACCUGACAGUCCCGCUAGCGCGCUAUCUGGCUAUGAGCAAGAUAAACACGUUGAAACGCUACCACAUAGCGAAGGUCUACAGAAGAGACAAUCCGGCCAUGACUAGGGGGAGAUACAGGGAAUUCUAUCAAUGUGAUUUCGACAUCGCAGGCCAGUACGACCCGAUGGUGCCCGACGCGGAGUGCCUCCGAGUAGUCUCCGAGAUCCUGGACACGCUGGACAUAGGCCGUUACGUGCUGAAAGUGAACCACCGCCGGCUGCUCGACGGCAUGUUCGAGGCCUGCGGGGUCCCCGCCGACAACUUCCGCGCUACCUGCUCCACAGUCGACAAACUGGAUAAGUUGUCAUGGGAGGAAGUGCGAACGGAAAUGAUAAACGAGAAAGGCGUAACCCCGGAAGCGGCGGACAAAAUCGGCGAAUACGUCAGAUUGAACGGCGGCACCGAACUCGCCGACAAACUACUCAAAGACGAGAAACUGUCUAAAACUAAAGCGGCCGUCGAAGGCCUCGAAGGCAUCAAGCUCUUGCUGCACUAUUGUGAACUCUUUGGCAUUAAGGAUAAGAUCCUUUUCGACUUGAGUUUGGCGAGAGGGCUCGAUUACUACACUGGAGUUAUCUAUGAAGCUGUUUUAACUCAACCGUUCAAAGUCGGCAAUGAGGACCAGACCGUUGGAUCGAUCGCUGGUGGUGGACGAUACGAUAACCUCGUGGGAAUGUUCGAUUCUAAAAAUAAACAGGUGCCGUGCGUGGGCGUGAGCAUCGGCGUGGAGCGCGUGUUCUCGGUGCUGGAGGCGCGCGCGGCGGCGGCUGCGCGUCGCGUGCGCGGCGCCGACGUCGACGUGUACGUGGCCUCCGCGCAGAAGAACUUCCUCGACGAACGCAUGAAGAUCUGCGCCGAGCUCUGGAGCGCCGGCAUCAAGGCGGAGCAAUCAUAUAAAAAGAACCCAAAAAUGCUGACCCAACUGCAGCACUGCGAGGAGGCCGGCAUCCCGCUCGCCGUGGUGCUCGGCGACGACGAGCUGCAGCGCGGCGUCGUCACGCUGCGGGACGUCGCCGCGCGCCGCGAGAGCGAGGUGCCGCGCCACGCGCUGGUGGACGAGCUGCAGGCGAGGAUAGCCGCGCUAAACACUACCCUCAAUGGAAAUAAAUAAUCUUUCAUUUUUUUUGUUUGUAUGUCCUUUAAAUUUGAUUCUCAGUUUCAUUAAGGAAUCGUUUUGAAGUAUUAUCUACAUGGGUCUCGUGUGCCAAAAUGUUUACUGUAAAAUGUGACUAGCUCCCCGCUCGGUAAUUGUGCUCCAACAGUUAUAACAUAUGAAAACUAUAUCACAACCUCAUUACAACAUGAUAGUAAUCGUCUGCUUUAACUCGGCAUAUAUAUAUGUAUCUACAAUAAUCUAUAUCAACAUACCUACCUACCGCAAUAUAAUGAUAAAGUAAAUUUCGAAUCUUGGAGCAUAAUAGGCACAUUUUACGGUAACUUAUAUUUUAUGAUGCCUUUGUGCAAGUUAUCAUAUAGUUGAAUUAUCGAGAAGAUGGAAUUGCAUUUGUAGUGGUUGUAUGCUGAUAGUACAAGAAAAUAGAAAAUUCUAAUAUAGAAUGCCUGUAAACAAACAAUACUACUACAUAUGCAAUUCCACGCUCUCGAUGAUUCAACUAUACUUCCCUAACGAGCCUACUCCUAGACAACAUGUCAGAUUAUAAGUAUCUAGUUAACCUUUUACCAGGCUAAUCCCAUAUAUUUCUCACAAACGGCACAUGUGUUCUAUUUUCGAUGAGUAUGACAUUCGAUUGUCAUUUUUGAAAUGUCAGCCUGGUAAAGGGUUAAAUCAUGUUGAUGGAGUUGAGAAUCAGUUCUAAGAUUAGCUAGCGUGAUUUGUGUAGCGUGGUCGGAGGCUAAAGCAUUCGUCCUGAACUAGCAAAUAUGUAAACCAAUGGACAAAUGCAAUUGUGCCUUCGAUGCUAUACCUCUUGCGUUUAAUGAUGGUCUCUAUGACAGUAGUCUCUUGGGGUUGAGCAUUUUAAAGUAAUAAGAAGUGUAUACCGUAUUUUUAGCUAAUGAGAUAAAUUACCAAAAAAUGUCUACAAACGUUUUAUUCUGACAGCUCGUCCAUAUUAACUGCCAUAUAGGGACCAUCAUUCGACGCGAGAGGUAUAGUUUCUUUCAUGAAGACACCAAAAAGAAAAUUUAAUUAUUCGCUGUGAUAUCAUGAAAUUAAUGUGUUAAAACAUAUUCAAAUUUAAAUCCCUUUUUCAAAUGACUCGUCAAUAAAACAUCCCUUAAAUACAUGACUGGUAACACAGUGUAAAGUUUUCUUGAGGACUGAAUAAUGUUUUAUACGAUUUCUAUCGUUCGUUGGCAUAAUUUCUAUUCAUUGUUUCAAGUUUUUUUUCUAUAUCAAUAUAAACCGGGUAAUUCAAAACCCUCCAUUAUGCGUGGUCUGACUCGCUCUUGGCCGGUUUUUAUUUUAUCAUUUUGGGUACAAAAAAUCUAAAUACAUCUUUUAACAAGUGAAUGCGUAUCAUUUAUCCUACUUUCGAAAGCAUUUAAAAUACUUAUAAUAUUUAUUUUAGAAUGUAAGUUGUGCUAUGUGCAUUUUGGUUUUAAAUAUCUAAUAUCUAAAGCUGUAUGUUACUUAUUUCUGUUACCUAUCUAUUUUAUACAGGUCGUCUUGUCUUAACUCAAAUAGUUUAAGAAUGCUAAAAGUUACUAGAACCGCAAUAGUAUUUUGUAUAUGUGUGAAAUAAAUGAUACUGAUUUCAA
Molecule: messenger RNA, 3610 nt
Organism: Cydia splendana
Lineage: Eukaryota; Metazoa; Arthropoda; Insecta; Lepidoptera; Tortricidae
Gene: HisRS
Product: histidine--tRNA ligase, cytoplasmic
Exons: 9
Coding region: 168-2000 (610 amino acids)
Biological process (GO): mitochondrial translation; histidyl-tRNA aminoacylation
Cellular component (GO): cytosol; mitochondrion; cytoplasm
Molecular function (GO): ATP binding; histidine-tRNA ligase activity; RNA binding
Source: RefSeq, a predicted model, not a curated record